This is a messenger RNA of Capsicum annuum, 3136 nucleotides long. Its product is annotated as cation/H(+) antiporter 15-like. Gene Ontology annotation, cellular component: membrane; endomembrane system. Gene Ontology annotation, biological process: proton transmembrane transport; regulation of pH. The record is from RefSeq and is a predicted model, not a curated record. The transcript has 3 exons. NCBI's taxonomy places the organism in Eukaryota, Viridiplantae, Streptophyta, Magnoliopsida, Solanales, Solanaceae. Gene Ontology annotation, molecular function: antiporter activity. Bases 392 to 2941 code for a protein of 849 amino acids.
UUAAGUGUACUUUCUUAACUUAUCAAAUCCAAGAAAGUAAGAAAUAUCCCCUUUCUCUUUCUCGUUGAGCCUAUCCCUUUUGAAAGACCGAUUUUCCUAGAGAAGACAUGCAUGCAUAACAUUCAUUGUUGACGUAUUAGCAGAGCGAGAAAUUCUAAUAAGAGAAUUCAAAAAGCUGGAAGAAUAUGUACCUAUGACCUAAAGUACGAGGAAUUCAAACAAGAGAAUUCAAAAAGCUACAAGAAUAUCAUACGUGUGAUUUGUACCUAUGACCUAAAGUACGAGGAAUUCUAACAAGAGAAUUCAAAAGGCUGCAAGAAAAUCAUCAUACGCGUAAUUAAUUUAUAGAUGUAACCUAAAGUAGGUAAUUUUUGAGUCACAUUUGAUCAGAAUGUCGGACGAUAUAAUAAUAUCGAACUCCGAAACGAUAGUAUGUUAUGCACCAACGAUGAUAACCACAACUGGGAUAUGGCAAGGUGAUAAUCCUCUUGAUUAUUCAUUGCCACUUUUCAUAGUGCAAUUGACCUUGGUGGUGGUUGUCACUAGACUUCUCGUUUUCAUCUUGAAACCAAUUCGUCAACCUCGUGUUAUUGCUGAGAUUCUUGGUGGUGUAAUUUUAGGGCCAUCAGUAUUGGGAAGAAGUAACAAAUUUGCUGAAACAAUAUUUCCUCAGAGAAGUGUUAUGGUUCUUGAAACAAUGGCAAAUAUUGGCCUUCUUUACUUCCUUUUUCUAGUUGGAGUAGAAAUGGACAUUGCUGUGAUUCGUCAAAAUGGUAAAAGAUCCUUGAUUAUAGCAAUAGCAGGAAUGAUAUUGCCAUUUGUAAUAGGGAGUUCAUUCUCCUUCUUGUUGCAUGAGAAAUCACAAAAUACCAAAGAAGGAACUUUCAUUCUCUUCCUUGGCCUCGCGCUUUCUGUUACUUCAUUUCCAGUUCUUGCUAGAAUCCUCGCGGAACUCAAACUUAUCAACACUGAAAUUGGGAAGCUCGCGAUGUCUGCUUCACUUAUUAAUGAUAUGUUGGCAUGGGUUGUCUUAGCUUUUGCUAUUGCCUUUACUGAGAAUAAAGACACGAGUUUGGCUUCUCUUUGGGUGAUCCUCUCAAGCAUUGCCUUUAUUUGCUUAUGCUUUUUUGUAGUUAAGCCAUUGAUUGGAAGGAGGAUUAAACAGACCCCAGAAGGCGAAUCGAUUAGUGAGUUCAAUGUAUGUCUCAUUCUCUCAGGGGUUAUGAUUGCUGGAUUCAUAACAGAUGUUAUUGGAACACAUUCUGUUUUUGGUGCUUUUGUCUUUGGUUUGAUUAUCCCUAGUGGUCCUCUUGGUUUGACCCUUAUAGAAAGGCUAGAGGACUUUGUUUCGGGGCUUUUGUUGCCCCUUUUUUUCGCCAUUAGUGGUCUCAAGACACAGGUUAGUGCUAUUGAUGGAGCAACAACAUGGGGAGUUUUAUUUGUUGUUAUAAUCCUGUCUUGUGCUGGCAAAGUAAUAGGUGUAGUCCUUGUAAGUUUUUUCUACCAAAUGCCGUUUUAUGAAGGCCUUUCUCUUGGUUUCCUCAUGAAUGCCAAAGGCCUUGUUGAGAUGAUUGUGCUCAAUGUUGGUAAAGACCAAAAGGUUCUUGAUGAAAAAUCUUUUGCUAUAAUGGUGAUUGUAGCAUUAGGCAUGACUGCAGUAAUCACCCCCAUUGUGACAAUGGUCUACAAACCAUCAAAAAAUUUCACCCCAUACAAGAGAAGAACAGUUCAAAAAAUAAAAUUGGAUAGGGAAUUUCGAGUAGUUGUCAGCAUCCACACCCCUAGAAUCGUUCCAACAGUUAUCAGUCUUCUUGAAUCUUCCUGUCCUACCAAGAAAUCACCAAUAUGCGUAUACGCCCUACACCUUGUCGAGCUCACUGGCCGUGCAUCUGGAAUGCUUAUUGUCCAUAACAUGAGAAAAUCAGGGAGGCCAGCUAUGAACAGGACACAAGCUCAAUCGGAUCACAUCAUCAAUGCAUUCGAGAACUUUGAGAAAAGUACAGGAUGUGUCUAUGUGCAGACUCUCACUGCCGUCUCCCCUUACUCCACUAUGCAUGAAGACAUUUGCGUCACAGCUGAGGAAAAACGUGUGGCGUUAAUCAUCGUCCCUUUUCACAAGCAACAAGCAGUUGAUGGUGGACUCGAAGCUACAAAUCCAGCAUUCCGAACAAUUAACCAGAAUGUAUUAGCAAAUGCACCUUGCUCCGUUGGAAUACUAGUUGACAGAGGCUUAAGUGGAUCUGCAAGGUCCACAAUGAACCAAGUUUCUCAUCAUGUCGCGGUGUUAUUCUUUGGAGGACCAGAUGAUCGCGAAGCAUUAGCCUAUGCUUGGAGAAUGAGUGAACACCCAAACGUUAAUUUAACUGUUAUGCGUUUCCUCCCUGGAGAAACCGUAAUUGAAACAGAAAGAUCAGACUCAACCAACAGCAGGAAUGACCAUAGUAUACUAACAGUUGAAACAGAACGCGAUAGGGAAAAACAGCUCGAUGAGGAAUAUGUAACACACUUCAGGACGAAAACAGGUAAUGAUGAAUCAAUAGCUUACAUAGAAAGAGUAGUGAAUCAUGGAGAAGAAACAGUAGGAGCAAUAAGGACUAUAGAUAACUCACAUGACUUGUUCAUAGUUGGUAGAGGACAAGGCACUAUCUCCCCAUUAACAUCAGGGCUAACUGAUUGGAGCGAAUGCCCGGAGCUUGGUGCUAUUGGGGAUCUAUUAGCUUCUUCAGAUUUCGCGAUGACUGCUUCAGUAUUAGUGGUGCAACAAUACGUAGGAAUGGGUUCAGGGGAUCCCUUAGCCAUUCCGGAUAGUCCUAGCCAGCAUUCCGAACACGUCAACAUUGAACAAACGAAUCGUAGGUCACAUAGCAGCUAUACGUCACAAAGCAGCUAUAGAGAACAACUACAACAACAACAACAACCUGAUUUUCAUUCACAACAUUGAAAACUUGGUAGGAUUCUUGUCCAUAUCAAUUAUUUUUUUUUGUUAACUAUUCUUGAAUUUUGUUACUUGUAAAAUGUAAAGUUCUUUUAUGCUUCCUACUCUCAACAUAUCAUUCAUACUUGAUGUAUAUGGUAUUCCAUUGAAAGAGUAAAGUGAAGAUAACGUAUGAAACAGUUUUAUUUUCCUUUGUUGCUU